Messenger RNA from Rattus norvegicus (Norway rat), 1562 nucleotides. RefSeq names its product zinc finger, HIT-type containing 6 (gene Znhit6). Gene Ontology annotation, biological process: protein complex oligomerization; box C/D snoRNP assembly; snoRNA localization. The transcript has 10 exons. Gene Ontology annotation, molecular function: identical protein binding; ATPase binding; enzyme binding. The record is from RefSeq and is marked provisional. Lineage: Eukaryota; Metazoa; Chordata; Mammalia; Rodentia; Muridae. The coding region runs from base 34 to 1419 and encodes 461 amino acids. Gene Ontology annotation, cellular component: pre-snoRNP complex.
GGAGUGGCAGCUUCGGCCUAGGCUCGUGAGCUGAUGGAGUUUGCAGCUGAGAAAGAAGGGACUCCGGGAGGAGGUCCCCAGAGGGUAGCUGAGGGGGCGCGGCCGAGGCCUGCGGCUGGUGGGGAGGGAGCCGGGGACUUAGGUGGGAGCCCCGAAGCUGACGAUGGAGAGGAGAGGAACGGACUGACAGGAAUUAAGACCACAGAGGAUGCGGAGGAGAUAAAGAUGGACUUAGCUGUGGUGAAGCAGGAAGUAGUGGACUGGUCGGAUUUAGACGGUGAUAUUUCGGAUAGCCACUGGGUAAAGCAGGAGGUGGAGGGCGGGCCUGAGGUGAAGGCUGAGAAAGACGUGUUGGAGGUGAAGCAGGAGGCGGAUAGUAGCCUGGUGGUGAAAGAAGAGGAGGUGGAUGAGCCAGAAGUAAAGGAAGAGAAAGUGAAGGUGAAGGAGGAGGUAACGGACUGGGAAGAAGCGAAGGAGGAGGACUUGAACGUAAAACAGGAGUUGUUUGUUGGUCAGAACGUAAAGGAGGAGCAGGUGAUGGAUAGAGUGCCCGUAAAAGAAGAGGAUUGCUUCAAGAGAGAAGUGACGGAAGACACGAAGGUGAAGGAAGAGCCGCAGAUGAAUCCCCGAGUGGGCUGCAAGAGGAAAUUGGCCAUGUCGAGGUGUGAGACUUGUGGCACGGAAGAAGCAAAGUACAGAUGUCCACGCUGCAUGCGGUACUCCUGCAGUUUGCCCUGUGUGAAGAGACACAAAGCAGAGCUGAUGUGCAGCGGCGUGCGGGAUAAGACUGCCUAUGUCUCUCUGCAGCGCUUUACUGAGAUGAACCUCCUGAGCGACUAUCGGUUUUUGGAAGACGUGGCGAGGACAGCAGACCGGGUGUCAAGAGAUAUUUUCUUGACAAGACCAAAGCGCAAGAAAUAUCUGCUCUUUUUGAAGAAUCGUGCCCGGAAGCAAGGUGUUUACUUGAGGCUGCUACCCAGUGGGUUCAGCAAGAGGAGAGAGAACUCGACGGUUUUUGACCAUAGGAAUCAGCAGUUUUGUUGGCACGUAAAGCUCCAGUUCCCUCAGAGCCAGGCGGAGUAUGUAGAGAAAAGAGUACCAGAUGAUAAAACCAUUAAUGAAAUUCUAAAACCUUACAUCGAUCCCGAAAAGUCUGAUCCUGUGAUUCGUCAGAGAUUGAAAGCCUACACACAGUCCCAGACUGGGGUCCAAAUUUUAAUGAGGGUCGAAAAUAUGCAACAAAAUUUGAUAAGGUAUUAUGAACUGGAUCCUUCCAAAAGUCUUGUAAACAACUUGAGGAACAAAGUGAUCAUUGAGUAUCCGACUCUGCAUGUGGUAUUGAAAGGCUGCAGUAAUGACAUGCAGCUUCUUCACCAAGUGAAAAGUGAGUCUGCCCAGAAGCUUGGCAAUGGAGAUUAAGCCCUGUGGAAGAAGGUGGAAGUCCGUCCCCCGGGGUCAAGAAGAUUGUGUAUGCUGGACUGCGGGCGACUGGGUCUGUCAGGAGCUCGGAGUCUGUUGUUUGUCUGAAAAGUAAUUAAAUAGCAUUACUUUUUUGGAGAGGA